UCAUCCUGUCCGAAAACCGUUGGCAAUAUAGUGUAUUGUAUUAUCACAGGUUUGGUUUUAUUGAAUGGCUGGGAUGAAUUCACACAGAUCUGGCAACCCGGUCUGCUAUGUGGACGGAGAGAUCUGAACACGGCAUCGCGGCAAACAGAGGUGUAUUCAUAGAUUGGAGCGUGUUUAAUAAAUAUGUGACUAGUUAUUAGACAUUAUUUAGUACUGUUAGAGUAAUUAACUAAGUACAUUCUUGAUCGUUUUGGGGUUUUAUUAAUAUUUCUGCAGUUAAGCUUCAAAGCUCCGGAUGCUGAGGCAUUUCACUUGAAGCGGAGAAACCAUAAAAUGGCAACGAAUAGAAGCAGCUGUAACGGUACAUUUUCAAUGGACGUGUUACCUCCCAUGUACGGUGUGGAGAUGUGUGUGGCACUGGCGGGGAACAUACUGGCACUGUGGCUGCUUGUGACUAAAGAGAGAAAGAACUGGCACACCGGAGUGGUGUUCUCCUGCAACCUGGUAAUCAGCGACAUCCUUUACGCCCUCACUCUUCCACUUCUCAUCAUCUACUAUUCAAAAGGACGGGUCUGGAUAUUUGGUAAUGCUCUCUGCAAAAUAGAGCGCUUUCUCUUCAACUGUAACCUCUACGUCAGCAUUUACUUCAUCAUGUGCAUCAGUGCUAACAGAUACCUGGCCAUCGUUCAUCCCUUCUUCACACGCAACUAUGUAAAACCGAAACAUGCCAAGAUCGCCAGUUUGGUUGUUUGGAUCUUGGUGGCAGCCUUGUCAUCUCCGAUCCUCUAUUAUUCGGGUACCGAGAAAGAGAGAUGUUCUUUAUACGCAGAUUCAAGCCAAAAAUAUAUGAAGUUUGUAUAUAGGGUGUUUAUGGCUGUUAUAGGCUGCUUGAUCCCAUUUUUAGUUACAUUUGCAUCCUAUUUUGGUGUAAUAUGGGUGGUUUUCAAAAAUGAGAACAUCACAUCGCUGGAGAAGAAAAAAGUGGCUCUUAUGGUGGCUUUAGUCUGCAUCCUGUACUCCGUGUCUUUUGUACCAUAUCACAUAUUGCAAAUAUGGCACUUUAGUCUAAAGGCUUUAAAAAUGACUAAUUAUCCUGUGUGUAAUGGAUACCAAGUGUCAAAGGCAUUAGCCUGCGUGAACAUGUGUCUUCAUCCCAUCUUCUACAUGGCGGUGUUCGACAGCAUCAGGACAAUGUGCUGUAGAAGGAGCUCAAAGGAAUCCACUUAAUCUACCAAUUUGUUUUGUAUUCUCUCAGGUUCACCCUAAAUUUAAAAUAGCUUGUUUCUAUGGAAUGUUAUUCAGUAUGUAUGAUGAAAACUGUAUAAAUAAAGCAAUGUAUUUCAUCUUUUUUCCCCCAUUGAUAAUGCUAUCUUGACUAAGCCAUAAACAUAUGUUAGUUGGUUAUACUGUAUAUGAUAUUUAGAUCCCUGGUCUCAUUGCGCAUAUAUAUUAAAUACAGUUAAUUGCAAAUAGAAUAAAUAUGU
Molecule: messenger RNA, 1484 nt
Organism: Hemibagrus wyckioides
Lineage: Eukaryota; Metazoa; Chordata; Actinopteri; Siluriformes; Bagridae
Product: P2Y purinoceptor 11-like
Exons: 2
Coding region: 334-1227 (297 amino acids)
Biological process (GO): calcium-mediated signaling; G protein-coupled receptor signaling pathway; cellular response to ATP
Cellular component (GO): plasma membrane
Molecular function (GO): G protein-coupled ATP receptor activity; neurotransmitter receptor activity
Source: RefSeq, a predicted model, not a curated record